UGCUCCGGGUUUGAACUCUGGAUCCCGCCAUUUGCUCAGGGACCCUCCAGCCUUCGCCCGUGACCCUGAGUUCUGGGGAUUACAUUAGGAAGACGCCCUGCCAGAGGCUCUGAAACAGAAAGGCAGAGCCCGCUGCCUAUUUGAGCUCGGGGAAAGGAAGGAGACCCGCCCAGACCCGCAGUAGCAAUGUAUAGAAAGCUUAUGUGAUACUGGAUUUAUGCUCUCCAUACUUCUGAACCAAUGAUGAGAAAAUGGGAAGCAAAACUGAAGAAAAUUGAAGAACUAGCAUCUCAGUAUGAGAGGAAACCAUUGUUGUCGGUCUAUAGACCAAGACUGUCCAAGCCCGAAGAACCGCCCUCCAUUUGGAAGCUAUUUCCUCGACAAAGUCAAGCUUUUGAUUUUGUUAAAAGCUGUAAAGAGGAUGUUCAUGUGUUUGCUUUGGAAUGCAAUGUGGGAGAUGGACAGCGUAGUUACCUUGUAACAACUUAUGCUCAACUUUGGUUUUACUAUAAAUUCCGGAAAACUCUUUUGCACUGUUAUGAAGUUAUUCCUGAAAAUGCUGUGUGUAAGCUUUAUUUUGAUUUGGAGUUUAACAAACCAGCUAAUCCAGGAGCUGAUGGGAAAAGGAUGGUUGCAUUACUCAUUGAACAUGUUUGUAAAGCACUUCAGGAGUUGUACAGUGUUCACUGUUCAGCUGAAGAUGUUUUCAACCUAGAUUCUAGCACUGAGGAAAAAUUUAGUCGCCAUUUGAUAUUUCAGCUCCAUGAUGUGGCCUUUAAAGAUAACAUUCAUGUUGGUAAUUUUGUGAGAAAAAUUUUGCAGCCUGCUCUUCACUUACUUGCCAAAGACGAUGGGAUUCCAGAGACAUUGGACCAUGAAUGUUUCCAAUUUUCUGAAGCACCAUUAAAACAAGGAAUUUCCUUUAACAAAGUGUCUGCAGAUGAGGAUAAAGAAGAGGGCUGGACACUGAAUUCAGAGAAACUUGAGAAGUUGGGGCCACCUAAGCAAAGUGAUCCUGAUCUUUCAUUUUUGAUUGUGAAGAAUCACAUGGGAGAAAAGCAUCUUUUUGUGGAUCUAGGAGUGUAUACAAGAAACAGAAACUUUCGACUGUAUAAAUCAUCAAAAAUAGGCAAGUGUGUGGUUUUGGAGGUUGCUGAAGACAACAGAUUUUUUCCUAAACAGCCAAAAAAUGUUUCCAAAGAAAACCAGUAUUUCCUCUCUUCCUUGGUCAGCAAUGUCAGAUUCUCAGAUACUUUAAGAAUUCUUACAUGUGAUACAUCCCAGAACAAAGAAAAGAGAAGUGGAUAUUUUAAUAGUACCAGCACUUCAGUGGAAACACUUGAAGGCUUUCAGUGUUCACCUUACCCUGAAGUUGAUCGGUUUGUUCUCUCUUUGGUGAAUAGAAGUGAUGUUAAAGGAGGAAUUCGGUGUUGGAACUACUUUUUCCCUGAAGAAUUACUGGUUUAUGAUAUUUGCAAGUAUCGCUGGUGUGAAAACAUUGGGAGAGCCCACAGGAGUAAUAAUAUCAUGAUUCUAGUUGAUCUGAAAAAUGAAGUUUGGUAUCAAAAAUGUCAUGACCCUGUAUGUAAAGCAGUAAACUUCAAAUCUGACUAUUUUCCAUUGCCUGCUGAUGUCAGUCUCCGCUACCUUCUCAAAGAAGAAGAAGAGGUGAUAGCAGAUGGCAUGAGUCCUCAUGAAGCGCCACCCUGCAAGCCAUCACCAGGUGCAUCUUUGGGUGCUGACUCGGGCAGUGGCAGCGAUGAUGUUUGCUUGUUACAAGCAGCUGAGGAUGCUGAACUAGCUGACACUGCCGAGAACGGUCUUCUCAGUCACAACGGUAUAGGGGACGAAAUUCCUGAUGAACUCAUUAUGGAAGUGUUACAAGACUAGCCCACUACACAUACUACUCCCAUAAUCAGACUGCCAUUUGUGUGAAAUAUGUGCUUUGAUCAAUUAGUGCUGGGGUUUGAGCUCAGUGGUACAGAACUUGCUGACCAUUUACAAGGCCCUGGGUUCAAUCCCUAGAACUGAAAAAAAAAAUUACAUUAGCUCAUUAGUAAAUCUGAUGAUAUCAAUAAAGCCUUAUUACUUUGUUUUUCAGU
Messenger RNA from Perognathus longimembris pacificus (Pacific pocket mouse), 2102 nucleotides. RefSeq names its product primase and DNA directed polymerase (gene Primpol). Gene Ontology annotation, molecular function: chromatin binding; DNA-directed DNA polymerase activity. Bases 241 to 1890 code for a protein of 549 amino acids. The record is from RefSeq and is a predicted model, not a curated record. The transcript has 13 exons. Lineage: Eukaryota; Metazoa; Chordata; Mammalia; Rodentia; Heteromyidae. Gene Ontology annotation, biological process: DNA replication, synthesis of primer; response to UV; error-prone translesion synthesis. Gene Ontology annotation, cellular component: mitochondrial matrix; nucleus.